GCGUGCGCGAGACCGUGGUUAGCUUGAGCUCUGCGGAAACCUACCAAUGAGAGGAGCCGCGUGCAGCGCAACAGCCGACGCCGUGAGGGGAGCAGGGGCGGGCUCGAGCCGAGGGGCUGCUCCGGAGGGACUGGGCUGGCGUGAGUGCCGGGGACACACCAGUCCUGAGCGCCCAGCUCCACGCUGCGGAGCCGAGUUUCCCGUGUGAACGGGGCCAGGCCGACCCGCACUAACUCCCUGGUCGCAGCCGUGAGCAGGAGCCGAUCUGCCGUUGCCCUGGGGCUGAGGGGCCGCGCUGAGAAACAGCCUGAGAUUUAUGGACAGAGGUCAUGUUGGAAGCCUGCUAUACAGUUUUUCUUUUCUUUUUCUGCUAUCAAGUUGCCUCAGCAGAAGUUUACAGAGAAGGACAUUAUGUUGCUGCUGUGUACGAACAUCGACCCAUACUGAGUACUAACCCAGAAACCCUGAUUGAUCGACGCUCUGCAUUAGAGUUGAUGAGCAGAAACCUAUAUAUAUAUGAAGAGCAAGUAAUAGCUGCAGCCAAACAGGGGGCACAGAUCAUUGUAUUUCCUGAAGAUGGAAUCCAUGGCUUCAACUUCACUAGAGAGACCAUUUACCCUUAUUUGGAGUUUGUUCCAUGUCCCCAGUCUGUGAAAUGGAAUCCAUGCAGAGAGCCACAUCUGUUCAGCGAUACAGAGGUUCUUCAGCGACUGAGCUGCAUGGCACUGAGGAGCAAAAUGUUUCUAGUGGCAAACAUAGGAGCUAAGCAACCUUGCGAGUAUAAUGAUCCUCUCUGCCCACCUGAUGGGAGAUACCAGUUUAAUACUGAUGUGGUAUUCAACGCCAAUGGUACUCUGGUAGCCAGAUACCGCAAACAAAACCUGUAUUUUGAAUAUGCUUUCAAUACACCUCCAGAGGUUGAUCAUGUGCUUUUUGAUACACCUUUUGCUGGCAAGUUUGGCAUGUUCACUUGUUUUGAUAUACUCUUCUAUGAGCCUGCGGUAAGUCUUGUCAAGGAAUACAAUGUGAAGCAGGUUGUGUAUCCAACUGCAUGGAUGAACCAGCUCCCACUCCUGUCUGCUGUAGAAUUUCAACAAGCUUUUGCAACUGCUUUUAAUAUCAAUGUUUUGGCAGCUAAUAUCCACCACCCUGCACUGGGUAUGACAGGUAGUGGCAUAUACACGCCAUUAAAGUCUUUCAUAUACCAUGACAUGGAAAGUCAUGAUGGCAAACUUAUAGUAGCAGAGAUCUCUGUGAUGACACCAGAGCAUGAACCCCAACUGGAGAGCAAUGCAAGACCCAGAAAGAGCAUUGAAUACCCCCACAACAAUUUUGCAAGUCUUCACAUAUAUGAUCAGGUUUGCAAUAAGAAGGAACAAAAGGCCCACUGCUGGGUAGCAGAAAAGGAAGACAAAGAAGUCCCUCUGAUAUUUUACAGGGAGAUGAUGUAUGACAAUUUCACUUUGGUUCCUGUAAGGGGAACUAAAGGGGAGCUCCAGGUUUGUGCCAACACCCUCUGUUGUUAUUUAAAUUACCAGAGACCUACUAUAUCUGAUGAAUUGUAUGCUUUGGGUGUCUUUGAUGGGCUUCAUACAGUCCAUGGCACAUACUAUGUUCAGGUUUGUGCCUUAGUGAAGUGUGGUGGCCUCAGCUAUAGCACCUGUGGGCAGGAGGUCACAGAUGCCACUGCUUUGAUAGAUUUUGAGCUGGGGGGAAAUUUUAGUACUACCUAUAUCUUUCCUCUACUGCUUAUGUCUGGUAUUAACCUAGACUUCACUGAUCACUUGGGUUGGAAAAACAACUACUAUUUCAUGAACAAAAGUGGACUAUCCUCUGGUCUAGUGACAGCUGCUUUGUAUGGACGAUGGUAUGAGAGGGACUAGUGCAGAUUUGACCAGAUAUCAAGUGCCAAAAUUUUCAAGCUAGGCUCCUAAAAUAAAUGGCCUUCUUUUCAGAGGUGCUGAACACCCGCAACUUUUAGGACUUCAAUUAUGUAUGCUUAGAACAUGACUAUUAUUAGACUUCCAAGUUUGAAAAUAUUGACCAAAGUGCUUUAUCCAACGAAUAGGCCAUGAUCUGUACCUUGCUACUAUUUCAACUACCAACAGCAAUAAGCCCUUAGGAAGAAAGGGUUAUCAGUGUAAAAUGUGACAAAAUGUUUUAUAUUAUGACAAUAUAGUACUCAGUUGGACUCACCAUGCUCUGUUUAUCUUAAAAGGUGAUAAAAAGGCAACUAAGUAAUUCCUUGGGUCCCCUUUUUGUGUAUCUUAAAAUUUGAAUAUUCAGUUAUAAAAUAGCUUCCCACUUAGACUUUUGUUUUUGUCAUUAAUAUUGAUCAUUCUACCUCUGGAUUAAAAAAACCCACCGUUAUUUCUAUUUUAAUUUCUGCACAGAUUAUUGAUGAGAUCAAUCUAGAUGAAGAUGACUAAAAAAUGCCCACAGCAUGAUGCAUAAAAAGUAAACCCUGUUAUAAAAAGCAA
Molecule: messenger RNA, 2480 nt
Organism: Trachemys scripta elegans
Lineage: Eukaryota; Metazoa; Chordata; Testudines; Emydidae
Gene: BTD
Product: biotinidase
Exons: 4
Coding region: 330-1883 (517 amino acids)
Molecular function (GO): hydrolase activity, acting on carbon-nitrogen (but not peptide) bonds, in linear amides
Source: RefSeq, a predicted model, not a curated record